GGCUAUCAGGAGAUAACGGAACGGGGUUGAAAGUAAAAACAUCAACGAAGAUGACUGGCAAAAACUUCAACAGAAAUAUUAUUAAUAAGGUAUACCUGUCAGAAUUCUUUGUUUUCGGAUUCAGGGAUUUGAUAAUACCGAAUAGAUUCGGAGAGGAUCUAGAAGGAAACGUUCUUGACAAUUUACUUUGAAAAUACUUACCGAAGCGCAACGUGCCAUAUUGCAUGGAAAAUAAUGUACGAGCGGCUGAAACGCCUGUGCUAAGGUGACCUGUUCACCACCCGAAGUAUCGUACCGAUGCCGAGAGCUUUGCUUCGAGCACAUUCGAUGAGGGAAAAUUUAAAAAAAACGCUAUCGGUCGGUGAUUCCGUCUCGUCCAAAGAAUCGAAGACUGCACAUUAUGUUAAUUACGUUCGACAUUAUUCCAAAGAUAAGUAAUAUUAUCUACUCGUGCAGUAGAUUGCAGAGUUGUGAGAAAUUUCACACCUUUCUCCGAAGGUAUCGUUGCACCGGCGCGUCUGGUUUUUAUUUUUUACGUUACCUUAGAUGGGAAGGGGAAACCGAGCGAGGAGAGAGGGAAAACCCUGACAUUAGAGCGCUUUUUGAUAGGAGAAACAUCGGCCAAAUCUGAGAAUCUUGAGCCAACCAAGAGAUAUACCGAUACGAAUGACGAUCCACUUUUCCCCCGUUGCGUAGUCAUUAGAUAGUCAAUCGUCGUCGGCUUGUUGUUCGUCCACGAUACCUGCACGGCUACUACAUUGAGAUUAAACAUACUUUCGAGAUAAGAGUUGUUGUACGACACUUACUACUUAUAUAAUAAACUCGUCGUCGGUGAUCGCAAUAGUGUGCAGACUCUGUUUGGAGAUCGUUUGAAAAAUUCCAUACGGUUUUCAUUAUGGUUAGACAAAAAAAAAACGUCAUACCGCCGGACGGUGGAUGGGGAUGGAUGGUGUGCCUCGGAAGCGGUUUGAUAACCAUCUCGCUGCGUUCCCUGGACCCGUCGUUCGGUCUCCUCUUCGGAGAUUUUUUGGAAGAAUUGGACGUCGAGACGACCGGUGCGUCGGUUAUAAUAAGCACUCUCGAGGUGAUGGCGAAUCUUUCAGGGCUCUUCGUUGGACCGUUGAUAAACAGGUACGAUUACCGAAAAGUUGCGUUGUUGGGAUCGAUUUUGAGUUGUUCAGGGCUCAUCCUUACCUCGCAGGCCACGAGCGUAACUUACAUAAUUUGUACCUACAGUAUUCUCGGGGGACUUGGCACGGGACUGGCGGUUGCCGCUUCUUUCGUCGCGAUGACAAGAUAUUUUAACGAAAAACGAUCCCAAGCCGUCGGUAUUUCCAUGGCUGCGACAUCCAUAGGGAUGAUGUGCAUGCCGCAGAUCGUUAAUAAAUUAUUACUUCACUACGACUUUCAUGGUGCCGUUCUCGUGAUCAGUGCCCUUGCUCAGCACGCAAUUGUCGGCAGUUUACUUCUUCAACCCGUAUCUUGGCACGGAAAACCUGCACCGAGUAAAAAAGACGUCGACGAGCCCGAAUCGGAAUCGGAAGCAGCUGCGAGACUCAUACUUGCAGAUAAAGUGAAUGAUCGACAUUCGAACGUUGACCUCGGAAAAAGUGGCUCGAAAUUAUCCAAGGUAGAUCUGACGACGAACGAUAUCGAGGCUGCCAAAAUAGGUUCAAACAGAGUUGACAGCGGAAUCGUUAGACCUAAGCGAAGGGAUUCUUUCACCAAAAAAUUGAUAGACUUUUUUGACCUGGACUUGCUCAAGAGCCCGGUCUAUUUGAACAUUGUCGCAGGAUUGGGUUUUUACUACGUGGCUGAAUCGAAUUUCAAAAUGAUAACGCCGUUUUUCCUCGACAGUAUCGGUAUGAAAAAACCGGAAGUGGCGUUUUCCCUAUCCCUGACGGCCUUCGCAGAUAUAUUAGCAAGAGUGACGAUGCCCACGCUUUUCGCAAAGUUCAAUUUCAAAAAUAGAACCAUCUUUUGGAUCAGUUGUUUUCUUCUGGCCAUCAGCCGAUCGACGAUGGCCCUUCAAACGCCCGGAAUGAUUCUCAAGACGAAUCUAAUUUUCAAUGGAUUUUUGCGAGGCUUGACGGUGAUCAACAUCAACUUAACCAUCGCCGAAAAUUGCAAACCCGAGAAGGUCCCGGCGGCUUUAGGAAUCUUCAUGGUAGUCAAGUUUGUCCUUAUCUCGGCUCUUGGACCCCUCUUGGGUUACAUCAGAGACUCCACUGGAAGCUACCCAAUUCAUAUUCACGCGAUGAGUUUUCUCAUUCUCAUCAGCUGCGUCACCUGGUCGAUAGAAUUCGCGAUGCAUUUCUAUUCGGGAAAUGAUAAAAACAAGAUAAACAAGAGGUCCAGAAAUUCCGUCGAUAAUUUAAGGUCAUCCGACAAAGGAUUAUCGGAAGUGGAAACGGGAUAACGGAUGAAAAUCAGCCGAAGAAUUGGUGAUAUAAAUUGAUUGGAAUACGAACGUAACUCGAAACAAAAAAAAAAAAACAAAUCCAAAAAUCAUUCUCUACAAACCAAUGAGCUAUUCAAGCUUUCUCGUUCACAAUUGGUCUCUCCAUGUCAGUACAGCCAGCACAGUAUUAUUACCAGGGUAUCAAGAAAUCGUCUAGCUUCGAUGCAUUUAUUGUUAAAUACUAUUGUCGUUUUUGUUGUUAUUUAUGUUAUUUUUUAUUCUGAACGUAGCGCCUGGGGGAUGAAUUUAUACGGAAUGAAAGUGAUGCGAAACGAGAAUGAAUGAUUAGUAAAAUACGACUUUGGUGAAUAAGGACAAUUUAAAAAUGAUGAAAACGUAGUAGUCUCCAGUACAAAUCUACCUAAUAAUCCAGUGGCUCAUAGAAUCAUGUAUCGAUCUCAUAAAAAUAAAAAAUUCUCACAGA
Athalia rosae (coleseed sawfly) is the source of this 2885-nucleotide messenger RNA. RefSeq names its product monocarboxylate transporter 12. The coding region runs from base 896 to 2419 and encodes 507 amino acids. The record is from RefSeq and is a predicted model, not a curated record. Lineage: Eukaryota; Metazoa; Arthropoda; Insecta; Hymenoptera; Athaliidae. Gene Ontology annotation, molecular function: monocarboxylic acid transmembrane transporter activity. Gene Ontology annotation, biological process: monocarboxylic acid transport; transmembrane transport. The transcript has 11 exons.